This is a messenger RNA of Manduca sexta (tobacco hornworm), 2304 nucleotides long. It is a transcript of the gene l(3)72Dn, whose product is annotated as U3 small nucleolar RNA-associated protein 4 homolog. Gene Ontology annotation, biological process: maturation of SSU-rRNA from tricistronic rRNA transcript (SSU-rRNA, 5.8S rRNA, LSU-rRNA). Gene Ontology annotation, molecular function: protein binding; RNA binding. The record is from RefSeq and is a predicted model, not a curated record. The transcript is spliced from 11 exons. NCBI's taxonomy places the organism in Eukaryota, Metazoa, Arthropoda, Insecta, Lepidoptera, Sphingidae. The coding region runs from base 169 to 2286 and encodes 705 amino acids. Gene Ontology annotation, cellular component: 90S preribosome; small-subunit processome; t-UTP complex.
UGUGGUUCCGGUUGUAACUUCAGUUACCGGUUAUGAACAGUUCCAAUGUUAUCACUCAAAUGAAGUCAAAUGUUUUUGAAUAUUUAGAUUUAAGGUUAUUUUUUUUUGCGAUGCAUGUGUUGGUCGUUGUGUCAAAACUUUAAUUAGUUAUUUCAAGAAACUUAUAAUAUGGCUAGUAAAAUUCAUCGAGUGCGAUUUUAUAAUCCACAACCACAGGCCAUUAACUGCAUCUCCUUCAACAAAACUUCUAAACAUUUGGCUCUUGCUAGAGAUGACGCCAGUAUUGAAAUAUGGGACUUAAAUUAUGCACCGUAUCUCAUAAAAUUUAUACCAGGCGUAAAAGAUGGAUCUGUAGAAGCGUUAGGAUGGGUACAUAACCGUCUGUUGUCGACUGGUCUCGGGGGUGCGCUUAUUGAGUGGGACCUCGAUAAACUGUGUCCUAAAAAAACUGUACUCUUGACUGGUUCUGCAGCAUGGUGUCUCGACGUCAAUCCCCGCAACACCUUAGCAGUAGUUGGCACUGAAAAUGGUUACAUUAAUCUAUAUGAUGUUGAGUGUGAUGACAUUGUUUAUAAGAAACUAUUUGAUAAGCAAGAAGGAAGGAUAUUGUGUUGUAAGUUCAAUCAAGAAGGAAAUAUGCUUGUGACAGGAUCAGUUAACACAAUCAGAGUAUGGAAUGUGGAGACGGGUCAAGCCACAGCUCGCAUGUCAGUCAGCAGGAGAGGAAAAGAUGUAAUAGUUUGGGCACUUGCUGUUUUAUCUGACAACACCGUUAUAUCUGGGGACAGUCAAGGACGCCUUACAUUUUGGGAUAGCACUCUUGGUGAUCAGAUUGAAUCAUACAUAACACACAAAGCGGAUAUAUCUGCUAUAGCUGUGUCAGAAGAUGAGAAGAGUUUGUAUUGUAGUGGUGUUGAUCCUGUCAUAACAAUGUUUGUAAAAAUAGAGAAAAUUAAUAAUGAACAAUCUGAGGUGCAGUGGGUGAAAAAUGUUCAGAGGCACAUACAUGAACAUGAUGUCAGAGGCCUUGUAUUGAAUCAAAAACAAUUAAUAUCAGUGGGGAUUGAUGGCUACCUUACAUUCUCGAGUUUCCCUCCUAAAUGGGUUAUGAGAAUACCACACAUGCUCCCUGCACCGCGAUCAUCAGUAUGCACAAGCAAAAAGCUUUUGCUAUUGAGGUAUAGCAACCAUCUAGAAGUAUGGAAAUUAGGAUCAUAUGCAGUUAACAAUAGUGGAAAUGCCAUGAUAAGCGACACAGAACAUAGAAACAAUGACAACUACCAAGAUAAUAAUAUAGAGGAAGAUUUUGCUACAGCUGGAAUAGAAACACUAAAUAUGACUAUUAAAAAACAGACUCUGAAAGUUAUAGAUGCACCAGUAAAAGUUGUCUCUGUACAGACAAAAAGGAGUCAGCAGAUACAAUGUUGUGAACUGUCACCGAAUGGAGAGUUUAUAGUAUAUUCCACUAGCACAGAUAUUAGAAUGCUCAAAUUGGAAAUGGAUGAAGAUCAAAGUAAUAUUUCAUUGUCAAAAGUGAUAGUGAGUGGCGUGCCUGUUCCUUGUGAUCGCGUAGCGUUUUCACAAGACUCGCAACGCAUGGCGGCUCACAGCGCCGGCACAAUAUACGUGUUACAAGUUGACGCGGAGGCCGGUGCGGCUGUUAUACAGACGCUAUCUAUGGAAAAACAAUUGAAGAGUAAAUCAAUAUUACAUCUGUUAUUAUCGGAUAAAACCGAAUCGGGUGUGACAUAUUUAGUGGUGGCCGAUUCUCAUGGUGUGAUCGCCGUGUGGACACACAGUAAGAAGAAAUACGAACACUACGUCACGUUGCCGAAUUAUCAUUGUGUGCCGUCAGCCAUUACUGUAGACAUUGAACGGGAACAUCUGAUUGUUACUUAUGUCGAUCAAAAGAUAGUAGAAUACGGAUUGAAAAACAAAAAGUUUACGGACUGGCCCGGUUCAGCAUUGCCGUCGGAAUGGCUGUCGCGAAAAUCGGCCGUCGACUCAAUUAUUCUACAUCCUAAGGGAGAUUCUGUUAUAUUUCAAGAUGCCACGUCAUUAUGGAUUAUGGAUAGAGAGAUGAAGUCUCGAGUCGAACCUGCACCGAAGAAACGAUAUUGUCAACCAGAUGACACGAACCUCGGUCUUCGAAUUUUACCCGUUAAGUACCUCGCUGGAUUCCACUGGCUGGACCAACAGGAAGCAGUGUCUAUAGAAGUGCUUCCUGAAAACAUCGUAGCGCAAUUACCGAUGAUCGUCAUUACGAAUAAAAAGAGAGACAAAUAAAUAUUUUUUUUAAACAAA